Messenger RNA from Mesocricetus auratus (golden hamster), 1295 nucleotides. RefSeq names its product Jupiter microtubule associated homolog 1 (gene Jpt1). The coding region runs from base 126 to 590 and encodes 154 amino acids. Lineage: Eukaryota; Metazoa; Chordata; Mammalia; Rodentia; Cricetidae. The record is from RefSeq and is a predicted model, not a curated record. Gene Ontology annotation, cellular component: nucleus. The transcript is spliced from 5 exons.
GGCGAGUCCCGCAGCGGCAGAGGCUUGUGGAGCGCGGCUGGUCGUGGUUGCGGAGCGGUCCAGGCCUGUCGGUCUCAGUCCCCUCGGCGUUCUCCCUGCGCCAGCCUACCUCGCCCCUUGGCGCCAUGACCACUACCACCACCUUCAAGGGUGUGGACCCCAACAGCAGGAACAGCUCCCGGGUUUUGCGGCCUCCAGGUGGCGGCUCCAAUUUUUCAUUAGGCUUCGAUGAGCCAUCAGAACAGCCUGUGAGGAAGAACAAGAUGGCCUCUAGCAUCUUUGGGACACCUGAAGAAAACCCUCCAUCUUGGGCCAAGUCAGCAGGUGCCAAGUCUAGUGGUGGCAGGGAAGAUUCAGAGUCGCCUGGAGCACAGAGAAGUGCCCCCUCCGAAGCAAGCUCGGGAGACUUCUUAGACCUCAAGGGAGAAGGUGAUGUGCAUGAAAAUGUGGACACAGACUUCCAAGCCAGCCUGGGGCAGAUUGAAGAGAAGCCUGUGCCUGCUGCUCCUGUGCCCAGCCCAGUGGCCCCGGCCCCGGCGCCCUCCAGGAGAAACCCUCCUGGCGGCAAAUCCAGCCUGGUCUUGGGUUAGCUUCUUCUGUUGGAACUCUGUCCUUCUGUCUGUCUGUUUUCCAUGCUUGUGAACUGCACACCGUGAGCCUGACUGUACAUCUUUUGGAUUUGUUUCAUUAAAAGAGAAGCACUUUAUGUACUGCUGUCUUUUGUUUUUCCUUCCCUUUCUCUUCCCUCUUCCUUCUGUCUGACUUCUGGGUCUGUGGACCAUGGCAUGAAUGUUUUCUAGUAGUAGACUGGAGUAGACUGUUUUUAAGAACAAAGGAUCUGGCUGCUGAUGUUGUUAGAUGCUUUUGUACCAGGGUUUUGAUGCUGUAAUUUGGCUUAGUGGGUGGGACAGGUGGCAGCCACAGGUUGUCUGUGACGCAGCAUGCUCCUCGGUGUCGUCACCACCAGUGUCCUUUGCAAGUGCGCCUUCCUGUGCAUGUGGAGUGAUAAGCGCGGGCACCUCGCCCUGCUGCCUGCAAAAGGAAGCCAGGGCCACUGUGACUGGCCAGCUGCCGGGCAGAGGCACCCAGGUGCAGAGGAAGGCUCCAGGUGUACCAUCGAGCUGCCGGAACGGCAAGGUGAGGCACACAAGAAGGCAUUCCCACAGGAGCAUCUAAUGGAAUAACAAUGCCACGUGCAUGACACUGGUGCUUGACCAUGAAGAUGUCUCAUCCUUGAAACUUGUACUUCUCAGUCCUGGACUCUUGCCUAAAGUAAACAAUACCCACCUUUUGAA